This is a messenger RNA of Ooceraea biroi (clonal raider ant), 456 nucleotides long. RefSeq lists its product as uncharacterized. Gene Ontology annotation, molecular function: metalloendopeptidase activity. Gene Ontology annotation, biological process: proteolysis. NCBI's taxonomy places the organism in Eukaryota, Metazoa, Arthropoda, Insecta, Hymenoptera, Formicidae. The record is from RefSeq and is a predicted model, not a curated record.
AUGCACUAUUCGAUGACAGCAUUUUCCAAGGAUAGAACGAUUCCAACAAUAAUACCUAUGGAUCCCCAUGUGGAGAUUGGCCAAAGGAAUCACUUAUCGCAUUACGACACACAAAAAUUGUUGAUCACUUACAAGUGCAACGAUAUUACAGAACCGGAUAAGGAGAAUAAGAAAUACACUUUCACGCCAAAGAGGAACAAAGUCCAUCAACAUAAAUUGCCAGCAGAGAACGUUCCAUGUAAAAUAGAGGAGAAAACAGAAGCUAUACUAACUAUACAGAAUCGGAUAGCAAACAAAUUAGAAGAUAGCAACCACAUUGAUUUCGGGACACUGUCUGGAGAUGAUCAAAAGGCAUAUAUCAAGCACAAGUAUCGCGUUCGAUCGAAUUAUUAUCCUCUGCCUCUGAUUUAUUCCCCGAUAUAUCCGCAUAUUCAUUUCCACAUUCAUAACAAUUGA